UAUGAUCUAUGUAUCUGAGCAAUACGCCGUCGUAUAAUCACCAUUUUUUACCAAUGCGAUGCAGCCAGACGCCCAGAAGGCCAGAACCAAACAAAGCCAUCUUUCUCCAAAAAUUCAAAACUCAAAUUGGAGGGAGAAAGACAAAGCAAAAUCCUGCAGGAAAAGAAAAUAAAAAGGGACAGUCACAGGCUCACAGCUUUCCUUGCCUCUCUCUAGAGUCUAGUCUAGUCUCCUUUUCUUCUUCUUCUCCAUCUUGUUAUCCUGUGGCCUACCUGCAGUUCAACAAUCGACUUUGCUUUCUGCUAAUUCGCUGAAAAUGGGGGAAGUCCUGAGCCCUAAUCCGGCGCAGAAGCAGCGGCUUCCCCGAAUUCAGUCCCCAACUAGCCCGUUCUUCCUUGGACCCAACAACGACCAGCUCGAGCGAGCCCAGGCUCGCGCUAAGCGCGCCGCCGCUGUCCGCCGGAUGUCCGUCGCCCUCAACGCUACUCAGUCUCUUCCCUCCGACGAUUCCUCCGACCCCUCCUCUCCCUGCCUCGACAAGCAGCAGAUCCUCGAUCUCUUCCAGAACUGCAUCAAACUCGCCAGCGAAAAUAAAAUCAAUCAGAAGAAUACAUGGGAUUUGACCUUGAUAGACCACUUGUACGACAUUAUAAAGGUGGAAGAAGAUUCGGAGACCAAUUUUCAGAAGGCCAGUUGCACCCUCGAAGCUGGAGUGAAAAUAUACUCGAUGAGAGUGGAUUCAGUGCAUUCCGAGGCAUACAAGGUCCUUGGCGGGAUUCAUCGAGUGGGUCAAGAAAAUGAACAAGAUUCUGUUUCUGGAGAUGCCAGUGCCAAUGUUGGACAAGAGACUGGUCACAGGAAGAAGGAGACGGAGAAAAAGAUAUCGCCCUUGUCAACCCUGGAAUCAUCUUUUGAGGCACUUAACGUGAAGAAGUUUGAUGCUGCAUUUGCUGUUGAUCCCCUCUAUCAUCAGACAUCUGCGCAAUUUGAUGAAGGUGGAGCGAAGGGUCUGUUACUGAAUAACCUUGGAGUAUAUGGUGGAUGUCGGGUGCUCUUCGAUUCACAGGAAGUACCAGGAAAAUGUGUGUCGUCUGAGAACCAGUGUGGCAGGGUCGAGUUGAUUGACCUCUCUUUUGCUAAAGAUUGCAUUGACCAAAUGCUCCUACACAUGCAAAAAACGAAUGAAAUUUCACCAACUCUCAGUGAAAUUAUUAGUCGAUUUGAUGAACAUAACAAAAGGCCAGUAGAUACAUUUUCUUCCCACCUGAGACCAGGCAGCCAAAUGGAUGUAGAUGACGAUUUUAGCCAAGAAACUGAAGCUGAGCCAGGUGGUGAUGCAUUUGAAAAUCAAGAGACUUGGACUUAUGAUCAUGACGAUCACCAAAGUGUUGUUGAUGAUGAUAUGGAUAAUCCAGAUGCCAGUAUUCCUAGUUAUCAUCAGGAAAAUGACGCAUUUUCUUUUGAAAACUUUGAUAUGGAUGGCAGGGCAGAUACAAUUGAUACGUAUUUGUUGCACAGUUUGGGUUUCACAUCCAAACACAAUGCUUGGGCAGGUCCUGAUCAUUGGAAGUACCAAAAAUCAAAAGGGAUGGAGGAUAAUCCCAAUGGAGAAGAAGGGCCACAAGUAACAACCAAGAAACCAAAGACCAAGAAGCAAGCAGAACCUGACAUUGAUUUCACAAAAUCCUUGGACGAAGAACUGCUGGAUGUCUUUGCUCCUCCAAAGAAUCCCAAGUUACUGCUGCUACCAGCAAACCGGGCAGCCUCCAACACAAAGUUGCCCGAGGACUGCCACUAUCAACCGGAGGAUCUUGUUAAAUUGUUUCUUUUACCCAAUGUCAUGUGUAUUCGGAGGAGAGGAAGAAGUUCCAGAGAAGAACCAGAGCAGCAAUCUGAUGACUAUGAAGCACAGCCUUCAUGGGAUGAUGAUGGUGGUGAAUUUGGUGGCCAGUUUGAAGAUAUGGAUGCACACAGUGAUAUAGAGAACCCUAAUACACUAGUUUCUCAACCUCGGCAGGUUGCUAAAAUUGAAGUAAACUACGAUAAGAGGUCAAAGCAAGUUGAUGUCCAACGACUGAAGGAAACACUUUGGCAUCAUAUGCAAGAAUCUUCCCAAUCAUCUCUACAGGUCCAAGAAGAGCCAGCGUCGUUCAAGGACCUAUUGGCAAGCUUUCCAAAUGACUGCAAUGCUGCUGCAACCAUCAACGAUAUAUCGCCUCAUCUAUGUUUUAUAUGCUUAUUGCAUUUGGCCAACGAGCAUGGUUUGAGCAUCCAUGGCACCACCUCCUUAGAUGAUCUCAGCAUCCAUCUCCCCCAACAGAAAUAGAGUAGAGAGUUCCAGAGACCAACAGUGAUCUUGUUUGUACUUAUAAGAAAUUCGUGUAUGAAAGUUUGGUUUUGGGAAAAUGUUUGUCUGGUUGUAUUGUAGUGCUUGCCAAUCAUAGUUUUGCAAAUUGCUGGUGUAAUAUAAGACAGAGGGUCGACGAAAGAUGUAGGGUGACAUAUACGUCAUUUGCUCUUUGUGUUAGCUUUAUGGCAAGCUUUGUUUAUGCGGCACAUACUGUUGUUGCUUUCUGUUUGUUUCUUCCCUAAUGUCAUUUGUAAUUUCAAAAUUCUCUAGAACAACUUUUUUUGUGGAAGAAAAAGGAAAGAUGAUGUUUUACUUGUGUGAAGUGUGAACUAAGGACAAAUUACAUGAGAAAAUUGUUUACAUUAUGUGAGAAAAUGGUCUUACUAGCAUAAGUAGUAAAGGACAAAUUAUAUAUAAAAAAACCUAAAUUACACUAUUGGUCACUCAAAUUACAUGAAUCUUUCACAUUUGUCACCUAAAUUAUUUUUCUUUCUUAUUGUCCACUAACUUUAUGAAUCAUUUCACCGUUACUCACAUGCCGUUAGUCUCUGUCACACUCCGUUAACUCUGUCAAUUUUUUGAUGUCGUGACAAACAAAACAGGUGAUUAGACCGUUAAGUUAAUUACAUGUCAAUUAAAAAAUAAAAAACAUAAUUUACCCCACCUUCUCACCGUCGGAGCUUGCACCCACGUCCUCUCAGCUUCACCGUUGUCGCCAUCUGAAUAAGGCGAGAAUGACCUCAGGGGAGAGCGACGACGACUAGAUCUAUUGCCUUCCCUCCCAUUUCCUUCUCUAUACAUAGCAAUAGAUGUUCCCCUGAAAUACUAUCUGCCCGCCCUACCGGAAUUAAUUAAUUGCCUUGUCAGCUAGCUUGGCGUCGUUGAGCCGGCGGGAGAGGAGGGAGUGGAUAGAACGGAACCGACGGAUGGAAGAGUCGACGGAAUUAGCGCGCUGGCGGGGUGGCUGUUAUUCGUGAUUCGUGAAGUUCUUAGAGAUGUGAGAGUUAGCCGAUUCCUGCAACUGCCUCGCCUCUUUAUACCUCUUCUUCCACCUGGCUAGCGGACACCUCCUCCGUUGAAUUGUCGCCGUCGAUUUUGACUCUGGCUGGCGUCUUCUGUUUCUUAAUUUUUCAUCUCCUCCAUCUCCCUUUCUCCGGUGAAAGGGUAGCGCAUCAGAUCUGAAUCGAUCAGCGACACAGAUAACUCAAACGGAGUAUUGGAAUUCACAGAGCCUUGCGAAAGCUGAGGCAGGAGAAGGAGGCUCUCAUCUUUGUCAUCCACAUUUUCACUGCUCACUAAUGUCAAAUCCUCCACGUCACUAAGAUCACUGUUGUACGGAUGAUGGUAUUCUCGUAGGGAUCACCAUUGCCACCAUGCCGUGAAAAUGCUAAGAUGCUAGCGCUUCCUUCAUCUCAUACUAUCUCUUAACAGUGGGGAAGGUAGGCACAUUUAAGAUGGUUGGUCUCUCUCUAUCUCUAAAUACACUUUCUCUCUCUAUAAUACUUGUCCAACUUGAUCGUUGGAGGUCUAAAGGGCCUAAUGAGCCCUUUGGUGAGUUGAGUUGUGAAGGCGCUUGGGCUUGGAACCUACAAAUGGAGGUGCAUUGGAGGAAAAAUAGUACCGUGGCAUCAACAAAGGGGAUUCAAUUUACUCUAAUAAUGUUCUUAAGAACCU
This is a messenger RNA of Linum trigynum, 4024 nucleotides long. The record is from the annotation of a GenBank genome assembly. Lineage: Eukaryota; Viridiplantae; Streptophyta; Magnoliopsida; Malpighiales; Linaceae.